CUUCGCGUACCAGGGCAGGCAAACAUGUCGGCCCGAGCACCGACCAAGCGCGUCAAGCCGCGCCGGUCCCAGGUCGUCCUCGCUCUGCGCGCCCACAUCCAUGCGCUUGAGUCGACGCGGAUACGUCUGGGCCGUGCCCGCAUCGCGCCGCUGCCAUGGUCGGACGUCGCCGGGGCUCUCCAGGACGACAUGCUGCUGGGCGUCGCUGAGAACCGCCGCCUCAAGAAGGAGCUCCGCCACGUCGAAGCGCUCACGACCUACCUGCAGUCACUCGUGCUCAUGCUGCGCCCGCCCAAGAGCCUCAACUUUCGCGACACCUGGCGUCACUCGCACCUCCCAGCGGGCGACGCCGCAGCGCGCGAGACGGCCUUCGCGUGGAUUCUCCACCAGCUGCGAUUCAACACGGACCGCGCCAUGCAGCAGCGGCCGUUCCCGUCCCGAGGCGGCGGCGUCUACCUCGAUGUCGACGUGCGCGUGAGCGACGACGGAGUCUUUACGACCCACGUGGCCCACGAGUUCUUCGUUCGCGCGUCGCUCAUCGAUGCCACCGAGAGCCUUUGGUAUGCUGAAGAAACCUUCAACGACGUGUACCGGCCGCUCCGGCAGCGGCAGCCGUCGCGCGUGGCGCUGCCGUUGCGCGCCCGGGACUGGAUGCGGUACCAGCAAGAAGAGGCCGGCAGCACCGACCAAGAGCUCAAGAUGAACUACCUCUUUGGUCGGUUCGACAAGAGCGACGAGGGCCACUGCAUUGUUGUCGCGCGCUCGAUCCUCCACGAUGACGCGUUGCCUGUCUCGGCGACAGCGUGGGCCGUCGAGUCGACGCAAUGGUCGGUUCUACCGGACAAGCAUGUGCAUUGA
This is a messenger RNA of Saprolegnia parasitica CBS 223.65, 858 nucleotides long. RefSeq lists its product as hypothetical. The transcript is spliced from 2 exons. Bases 25 to 858 code for a protein of 277 amino acids. The record is from RefSeq and is a predicted model, not a curated record. Lineage: Eukaryota; Oomycota; Saprolegniomycetes; Saprolegniales; Saprolegniaceae.